AUGACGAUCGACGUAGACCUCUCCUCCGUCGCCGAUCUCGAAGCAACAUGCUCCGAUCUCCGGAAGCUCCUCCACACAUCGUCCAAGAUGGAGGACAUCCUCCGGAAGAUGGACAACCGGUUCGAAGUCAUGGACGAGAACCUCGCCACUGCCGCCAGGCGGAUUGCUCCGCUCCAAUCCCUAGCCAUGGCGUCCAAGGCUCUCGACACCAGGAUCAACCGAGCCGUCUCCCCUGCUUUCUCGCUUCUUGAAGGAUUCAAGCGCUCGGAAACGCUCCAGCGGCAGCUGAUUGACCUGUCGGCGAAGUUGGAGUCCGAGAGGAAGCCGAAGAAGCGGCUGAGGCUGCUGCUCAAAUUCGUCGACUACGUCGACGGGCUGAAUUCGACGAUCAAUUCGAUUAGCCAGGACGGCGAGCCGGCGAUUCAGAAGCUGCAGGAAGUUGUGGAGUUUCUGAGCAGGACGAAGGCGACCGAUCAUUUCCGAGCUCAUCGGCUGAGGGAAACUCUCGUCACGCUCAAGGCCCUGUACGAAACGGAAGUCGACGCCAUGAAAUUCGAAGGGUUCUUGGAUCAGGCCCUCCUGAAUUUGCAGGAUGAGUAUGAGACGAUUCUCCAGCAGCUUCGGCACCAGAAUUUGGGGGAUUUGCGAGGGGAGGAAGAUGAGCCGGAAUCCAAUCCGUCUACUGACCUUGGCACCGAUCUCGAGCUCGAAAUCCUGCAGCGGAUUUCUGAAAUCCUCUGCUCUAACGAUUGCUUGGAUAUCUGCAUCGAUAUCUUCGUUAAGGUGAGGUACAGAAGAGCAGCGAAAGCAUUGAUGCGGCUGAACCCGGAUUACCUGAGGACUUACACGCCGGAAGAGAUCGAUGAUAUCGAGUGGGAAACAUUGGAGAAUGCGAUAAGCCUAUGGAUUCGGCACUUCGAGCUUGCUCUAAGAACCGUUUUCAUAUCGGAGAAGAAGCUCUGCAAUCGGGUUCUGGGAGGGAUUUUGGACGGAGCUGUUUGGCUGGAAUGCUUCAUCAAGAUCGCCGACAAAAUCAUGGCGGUCUUUUUCCGGUUCGGGGAAGGUGUAGCGAGGAGUAGCAAAGAGCCGCAGAAGCUGUUCAAGCUUCUGGACAUGUUCGAUUCCCUGGAGAGCCUGAAAUCGGAGUUCACCGCCAUUUUCGAAGGGGAAGCUGGACUGGACAUCUGUAUAAGAUACAGGGAGCUGGAGAAGCUUCUGGUUCACUCGUCGAGCAAAGUUUUCUGGGAGUUUGGACUUCAGAUCGAAGGAAACUCCGACGGAUUCCCUCCGCCGCAAGACGGAUCUGUGUCGAAGCUCGUGAGGUAUGCAAUCAACUACCUCAAGUACCUAGCAACGGAAGCCUACAGCGUCCCCAUGGCCAAGGUUCUUCGAACGGAGCAGAUCUGGAAAGCCGGGAUUCUGUCCAAACCAGAAUCCGACGAGAAUUUGCUACAGGAAGCCAUUACCAACAUCCUCGAAGCACUUCAACGCAACAUCGAAUCGAAGCGGUCGAGGUACAAGGACAAAGUUCUGCCUCACAUUUUCGCGAUGAACACCUACUGGUACAUUUACAUGAGGACUCGAAAUACGGAGCUGGGGAAGUUGCUCGGGGAGCAGUACAUGAAGCAGAAGUACAAAUUCGUCGCCGAGGAAUCCGCGUAUCUGUAUCAGAAGCAGGCGUGGGGCCCGCUGGUGAGGCUUCUGGAGGCGGACGAUGUGAAGAGGCAGGGGAAUUUGCAGGAUUCGGCGAUGGGCGCCGCCGUGAGGGCGAAAGUGGAAGGGUUUCUCAAGGCGCUGGAGGAGACGGCGGAGCGGCACAGGGCGUCUUACACCAUUCCCGACGUCGUUUUGAGGGAGCAGAUUCGGGAAGCGACGGUGAAGGUUGUCGUUCCGGCUUACUCGGAUUUUCUGAGCAAUUAUACCCGGGCGACGCAGGGGAAGAAUUUUCCGAGCUCGGAGUCGGUUCAGGCGAUGGUGUGUCGGGUUUUUAACAACGGGGAGCAGUACCCGGCGGCCGGAGAAGGGAAGUUGAGGCCGCGGAGUUCGAAAGGCCGGUCGACGAAUGCCGGCGGUGGGGGGAGCGAGGCAGGGUCCGCUGACUUUGAGCGUAAGGAUUUUCGACGGUCGAGAUCGAUUAGAUCGUCUGCCAGCGAUCAGUUGGACGGCUGAUGUGAGUGGUUCUCGUGUGGGGUCUUUCUUCCUGCCCCUGGACCCCACCGUAUUAUGCACGAUUCUCUUAUCUUUUAUUUUCCCACUCUUUUUUUUUUUAUAGUUUUUUUUGUCAAUACAUGGGUUGGUGCCGUUUUGUGAUUUUGUCAUU
Molecule: messenger RNA, 2320 nt
Organism: Linum tenue
Lineage: Eukaryota; Viridiplantae; Streptophyta; Magnoliopsida; Malpighiales; Linaceae
Source: the annotation of a GenBank genome assembly